This is a messenger RNA of Suillus plorans, 2829 nucleotides long. RefSeq lists its product as uncharacterized. Bases 1 to 2829 code for a protein of 942 amino acids. Gene Ontology annotation, cellular component: DSIF complex. The record is from RefSeq and is a predicted model, not a curated record. NCBI's taxonomy places the organism in Eukaryota, Fungi, Basidiomycota, Agaricomycetes, Boletales, Suillaceae. Gene Ontology annotation, molecular function: mRNA binding. The transcript has 10 exons. Gene Ontology annotation, biological process: transcription elongation by RNA polymerase II; regulation of transcription by RNA polymerase II; regulation of DNA-templated transcription elongation.
AUGAAUACUGAUCUCGCACCUUCAUGGUUUUCUUUCCACUACAACUACCUCGACACGACCUACCGUAGACUUAAGACUUUGCGUGAACGAUUGAAUAUAACUACAGAAACUAUGUCCAAACGUGCUGCAUCCAAUGAUGAUGCACCUACCCCCAAGCGCAUCAGAAUUGAUGACGGGAAUCAAACACCACUAGCGGAUAAAUGGGCAUGGGCGAUUUUGGAGCAGUUCCUUACCACCGACAUGACGCAAUUGUCUAGUGUGCACGUUCAAAGUUCACGUAGAGUAGCCAAAUUAAAAAACCCCUACCUCGAUCUGGCUGCGGAGGAGGAGGAGGAGGAGGAGGAGGAGGAUGAUGACAACUGUGACCACAGCGGCCCCUCUGAGCUCUGGAAGGUUACAUCCUUGCCAGGGUCAUCAUCGGCUGCUAGGUUUGCUGCAGCCAUCAAUGACAUUACAAAUAGAUUCGAGGCGACACAGCCUAGUUCGUCGCAAGAUCGCCAAACUAUUCCCUCCUCGAUAUCCGACUUGAUCCAUUCAAGAAGUCCAGCUGGAUUACAGGACGGGAGGAUGUAUCUUCUUCAUGCUCAACAUAAGUCUUUCUAUCGAUGUCAUGUCGUGCUUCACUCAUCAAUGAUAGGAAAUGUUACGGAUUAUAUCGCUGCACGUCUUUGGAUGAAGAAUUUUGUCGUCAAGGUAUCAGCUUGGAUACCCGGCCAGCUUUACGUGGUGGCAGACAGCCCCAAAACCAUCACAAAUUCACUGACUUCAUCGCUCUACCUCGCUGUGAAGCAAUAUGUCCUCAUAUCGGACGAGGAACGUGAAACAGUCGAGCGUUCUUGUAGCAAGCUUCCCAACCCAGCGUGGGUGAGGAUCAAGCAUGGCAAGUACAAGGGCGACAUAGCCCAAGUCUUUGAUUCUGAUCUACUAAAUGACUUGGUUGCGGUCUUAAUUCCUCCACGAGAUUUCCCAUACCCCAUGCCUCGGGGAUCUUGGUCAUUACUCGACCGAUCCCGCCUUCCGAACGGGGAUGCAGUCUCCAAUAUCAAUCACAGUGAGGAAGUUGUAGGAUGCAAGUACAAAGGAGAGAUAUAUUAUAAGGGCCUCCUGCUUCACAACUUCCAUCGCGAUCGCCUAGAACGUGUCGUCUGCCCUCACGCUGACGACAUACAACUUCAUCUACAAUCCGGGUGGGACCAGUCGUUCCUCAAGAGCACUGUGGUUGCAUUUUCGAUGCAGUUCUUGCACGUAGGUGACUGGGCUAAGAUCGUCAAAGGAGAUCUUAGUUCAGAAAUCGGGAAGGUCGCCUCAACCGACCAUCCUGCUGGUUCUGCCACCUUGGAUCUGAGCUUAGAUGGGCACCGAAAGGAAAUAGAGGUUCGAUUACAGGAUAUCGAGCGCGUGUUUCGGGUCGGCGACACGGUUCGGGUCGUAGCAGGUCCGUACUUGGGUGUGGAAGGGCACAUCAUUGAGAUGGUAAAUGAUAUAUUUCGUUUAUGUCAAGAUGUCUCGAAGGAAGAGGUGGAAGUUUCAAAAUAUUAUCUAGACUGCCGUCAUCUGAGUCACAUGCUGCACGCACAGUUGCCAGCGCAGCAACUUUUUAAGCCCCCUCCCGAUAUUGAAUCCAUUCAAAUAGGGGAUUGCAUAGAAGUGCUUGUUGGGGAGCACAUGGGAAAGUGUGGCAUCUGGACGCACCUCCCCCACCUCCAGACAUUACAGUACACGAAAGACAAGGGUUAUGACGUCAAACCUGGAGAUGUUGUGAGAGUCGCCCGUGGGCUGGAGUAUCAGACGAAAGGGAUCGUGCGAAGCGUCAACUUUCCACAUGCUCGCUUGACCCUACUCUCUGACAUUGACCACUCACUCGUUGACGUUCCCAUCUCAUUUGUGAUAAAAGUAUGCAACGCCAACCUGGAUUCCUUCAAAAAGGAGAUCGGCCAAGAAGUAUUUAUCAUUGGGGGUGACUGUAAGGGCUACCGAGCUACGCUUUACAGUCUCGCCUCGGAAAACUGUACCGUUGCUGUGCAUGGGCAGCAGCGCACUACACUUCAACUCCAGAAUGUUGCUACCAGGUACGGAAUGAGGUUAAACAGUGCGAUGCUCGAAGGAAUAGACAUGUUGUCUUUCUGCGAGAUGCGGGGGAGAUCAUACUUAGCCCCAAAACUUCGAAGUGUCACCCCUCCACCUAAAAAGGUUCCCUCUACCUCAUCGGUUGCUGUCGCAGAUCCUGGCGCGUCGUCAUCGUGGACCACCUGGACUGCCCGUCCCGAGGAUCAGGCCGGUAAUCCUUUGCCCAGUGUCAAUCCCACCUGUUUGGCUGCCAAACCCGACGCCUGGACUGUCGAUGCCGAUGAUGUACUGGAUAGCUUUGAUUCUCGAACGGAAAAACUCAAAGAGGGUCCGUUAGCUUGGCUGAUGAAGAAAGAAUUUUCCUCAAAGUUCACCACACAUCACGUGAUGUUGAAAGUCUCACCCUCCUUCAUGGGGGGCAGGCUACACAAUCGAUUCAUGUCAAUGGCUUGUCCCGAUCCAUUUCUCGGUCUGAAUGGACCCACCCCCGAGGGUUGUGUUGCAGUGUUCUGUUCAUCCAACGGUGCAGGCGCCGCGAUUCAGCAUUACCAUAUACCUGUCACAGAUCUGAGCCCAGCUCCUCCUCGCAAAAAAAACCAACUGUGCAUUGUUCUGGAUGGGAGUCACCACGGCUCCAUCUCCACUAUAGUUAAGUGUAACCUUAAGAAGAACACUGUGGAUAUUGCAGUUGCUCCUUCAACUUUCAUUAAUUUACGCUUCGAUCAGAUCUGUCUUAUAGAGAAGUCACGCGCAACUAUGUGA